AUGAUCAAGCAAGAGCCUUAUGGAGGAUUUUCUCAUGAGUGUCCACUUGACCAUUUAGCGAACUUUCUUGAGCUUUGUGCCACGGUCAAGCAAAAUAAUGUUAAUCAAGAGUUCGUGAGACUUAAUCUUUUUCACUUCUCUCUCACGGGGAAGGCCAAGAAGUGGUUACAAUCUCUUCCUCCCGAUUCCUUGACUACUUGGGCGCAAGUGACGGCGGCUUUUGUUGAUGAGUUUUAUUCUCAAGAGAAGACUUCCGAGGCUAGGAGGAAGAUCUCUAAUUUCAUACAAGAUGAGGAUGAGAGUUUGAAUGAGGCAUGGGAUAGGUUCAAAGACCUCCGAAGAUCGUGUCCGCACCAUGGGUAUAGUCAAUGGAUGUUGAUGCAAAGCUUCUAUGAUGGGUUGCUUCCUAUGACUAGAGCUAGUCUUGAUUCCGGAGCGGGGGGUCAACUCACCAAACUUCCGGUUGAUAACAUUGAGCCCACCAUAGAGGAGGUUGUGAGGCAUUACUCUUGGGGAAACACAAGGUCUACAAGCAAGAAGGCUAGUGGCAAAGGGAAGUAUGAUGUAGAUGCUAUGGAUCAUAUCCAUGCCAAGCUAGACACUCUAGCUAAGAAACUCGAGAAGGUGAACUUGGCAUCCCCAAGCCAACCACCUUCCCAAGCUUUCUCUUGUGAAAUUUGUGGGGGUACCGAUCAUGCAAGCUCUUAUUGUGGAGGAUCUACGGAACAUGUUGCAUGGGUUGGUGCAAGGCAAGAGGGGCCUACAAACUUCAACAACCAAGGGAGGUGGAACAACCCCUCUCAAGGAUCAUGGAAACACCCUCCACCACAAAAUCACAACAACUACACAUCCAACUUCCGACCACCCGGUUUCAACCAACCACAACAAAGACCACCCUUUGAGCCUAACCAACCAAAGCCUUCAUCACUUGAGUCUACACUUCAACUUUUCCUUGCCCAACAAACCAAGACCAAUACCGAUAAUGAUAAGAAAUUUGGGGAUAUUCACUCUUCCUUACAACAAAUGCAAGCUCACAACAAAAUGAUUGAGACCCAACUUGCUCAAAUUGCCCAACAAGUAAGCAACACCACUUCCCCCUCUACUAAAUUUCCAAGCCAACCCGUGAUUCACGAGCAUGCCAAGGCCAUUACUUUGAGAUCCGGAGCAAAUUAUGAGGGGCCUAAGAUGCCUAGUGAGGUGAAUGAAAGCCCGGAAGUUGAGAAAGAGGGGAGUGAAGGUGAGGUUGAGAAGCUUCUUGAAAAGGUAAUAGUAGAGGAUGAAAGUGAUGUUGUACCGAGUCAAGAGAAAGAAGUUCAUGAGCAACGCAACGAGGCUAGUCAAGCGACACCCAAGACUUAUGUGCCUCCGGUUCCUUUUCCUCAAAGGUUAGCUAAGAAACAACUCAAUGACAAAUUCAUGAAGUUCUUGGAAGUCAUGAAAGGACUUCAAGUGCAUAUCCCUUUCCUCCAAGCCAUGUCUCAAAUGCCUACUUAUGCCAAGUUUCUUAAGGAGCUCCUCUCCAAUAAGACCAAGCUCGAGGAAAGUGCUACUAUUGCUUUGACCGCCGAAGUUAGUGCCGUACUUCAAAACAAGCUCCCCAAGAAGCUUGAAGAUCCGGGGUCAUUUUCUAUUCCUUUGAAGAUUGGGGACUUGGAGCCCAAGAGGGCCUUGGCGGAUUUGGGGGCGAGUGUAAGUUUGAUGCCCUUGUCCAUAGCUAAGCAACUUAAUUUUGAACUCAAGCCUACAAGGAGGGUCAUUCAACUCGCCGAUAGAUCGGUGAAGGUUCCUAUUGGAGAGUUGGAGGAUGUGCCGGUCCAAGUUGGAAGGGUCUUCAUCCCAUGUGACUUUGUGGUUAUGGAGAUGGAGGAAGACUCCCAAGUCCCUCUUAUACUUGGGAGGCCUUUUCUUAAAACGGUGGGGUUCUUGUUGAUAUGA
This is a messenger RNA of Beta vulgaris subsp. vulgaris (sugar beet), 1935 nucleotides long. RefSeq lists its product as uncharacterized. The transcript has a single exon. NCBI's taxonomy places the organism in Eukaryota, Viridiplantae, Streptophyta, Magnoliopsida, Caryophyllales, Amaranthaceae. The coding region runs from base 1 to 1935 and encodes 644 amino acids. The record is from RefSeq and is a predicted model, not a curated record.